GUUCACUACUGUUAGAAUCGAAGAUAAACCCAAAUACUGCAUAUCAAAAACAGCAGGACACCCUGAUUGUUUGGUCAGAAGCAGAAAACUAUGAUUUAGCACUGAGUUUUCAAGAAAAAGCUGGCUGUGAUGAAAUUUGGGAAAAAAUCUGCCAGGUUCAAGGUAAGGAUCCUUCAGUGGAAGUCACGCAGGACCUUAUUGAGUCGGAAGAGGAACACAUAGAAGAAAUGCCUGAAACUAGUCCUUUGAUCGACCUUCCUACUUGUGAACUCAACAAACUUGAAGAGAUUGCUGACCUAGUUACCUCUGUUCUCUCCUCACCCAUCCGUAGAGAAAAGCUAGCGCUGGCCUUGGAGAAUGAAGGCUAUAUUAAAAAACUGUUACAGCUUUUCCAAGUCUGCGAGAAUUUAGAGAACACCGAAGGCUUACAUCACUUGUAUGAAAUCAUUAGAGGAAUUUUGUUCCUCAACAAAGCAACUCUGUUUGAGGUGAUGUUUUCUGAUGAGUGUAUUAUGGAUGUUGUUGGAUGCCUUGAGUACGAUCCUUCUUUGGCUCAGCCAAAACGGCACAGGGAGUUCUUGACCAAAACAGCAAAAUUUAAGGAGGUUAUUCCUAUAACAGACUCUGAACUCAGGCAAAAAAUCCACCAGACUUACAGGGUACAGUAUAUUCAGGACAUCAUCUUGCCGACACCAUCUGUUUUUGAAGAGAAUUUUCUUUCUACCCUCACUUCCUUUAUUUUCUUCAACAAAGUUGAAAUUGUCAGUAUGUUGCAGGAAGACGAGAAAUUUUUGUCUGAAGUUUUUGCACAAUUAACAGAUGAAGCUACAGAUGAUGACAAACGAUGUGAAUUGGUGAACUUCUUCAAGGAAUUCUGCGCAUUUUCUCAGACAUUGCAACCUCAGAACAGAGAUGCAUUUUUCAAAACUUUGGCAAAGUUGGGAAUUCUUCCAGCUCUCGAAAUUGUAAUGGGAAUGGAUGAUCUGCAAGUUAGAUCUGCUGCUACAGAUAUAUUUUCUUAUCUAGUAGAAUUUAGUCCAUCCAUGGUCCGAGAAUUUGUAAUGCAAGAGGCCCAGCAGAGUGAUGAUGAUAUCCUCCUCAUCAAUGUGGUCAUCGAGCAGAUGAUCUGCGAUACUGAUCCUGAACUUGGGGGAGCUGUUCAGUUAAUGGGGCUUUUGCGUACUCUGAUAGAUCCAGAGAAUAUGUUGGCCACAGCUAAUAAAACAGAAAAAAGUGAAUUUCUCAAUUUCUUCUACAACCAUUGUAUGCACGUUCUUACUGCACCGCUUCUGGCUAAUACAUCAGAAGAUAAAUGUGAAAAAGAUGCAGUAGUUGGGUCCACCAAAAGUAAUACGAUUUGUCCUGAUAAUUAUCAAACGGCACAACUACUUGCCUUAAUUUUGGAGCUGCUUACUUUUUGUGUGGAACACCACACGUAUCACAUCAAGAAUUAUAUCAUGAACAAAGAUUUGCUAAGAAGAGUACUGGUCUUGAUGAAUUCAAAACACACAUUUCUGGCCUUGUGUGCUCUUCGCUUUAUGAGGAGGAUAAUUGGCCUAAAAGAUGAAUUUUAUAACCGUUAUAUUACCAAGGGAAACCUGUUUGAACCAGUUAUCAAUGCUCUGUUGGAUAAUGGAACUAGGUACAAUCUGCUCAACUCCGCUGUGAUCGAGCUGUUUGAAUUCAUCCGAGUGGAAGAUAUUAAGUCCCUUAUUGCACAUAUAGUUGAAAACUUUUAUAAUGCACUUGAAUCUAUUGAAUAUGUUCAGACAUUCAAGGGACUGAAGACAAAAUAUGAGCAAGAAAAAGACCGACAAAACCAGAAACUGAACAGUGUUCCAUCUAUAUUGCGUAGCAAUAGAUUUCGCAGAGAUGCAAGAGCCUUAGAGGAGGAUGAAGAAAUGUGGUUCAAUGAAGAUGAAGAGGAAGAAGGUGAAGCCGUUGUACCUCCAGUUGAGAAGUCAAAACAGGAGGAUGAUUUUCCAGAUAGCUAUGAAAAAUUUAUGGAAACUAAAAAAGCUAAGGAGAGUGAAGACAAAGAGAAUCUUCCAAAAAGGACUUCAGCUGGGGGAUUCAAAUUCACUUUUUCCCACUCAGCCAGCGCAGCCAAUGGUGCAAACGGUGCAAACAGUAAAUCCGUGGCAGCUCAGACGUCACCAGCAAGCUCCAACGGCUCCUCUUCAAAGAACGCAACCCUGACCACAGCGGUGACAGCCACCAAGGGAAGUCUAGUUGGCCUAGUGGAUUAUCCUGAUGAUGAAGAUGAUGAUGAAGAGGAGGAGACAUCUCCAAGGAAAAGACCUCGUCUGGGUUCAUAAAUGAAACCAAAACUUUGGAAUAAAAACUUUUUAUUAUGGGGUUUCAAAUGCUGCAACUGUUCUAAGAGCUAAAAAGGAUCUGAUUCAGAAAGCUUUCUCCCAUGAGUAUAUAAGAUAACACAAGGAGUAGCAAAAGAAACUCAGUAUAUCAGCUAGAAAGGGUUAGUUCUGUAAACAGAAAGCUUCCAAGGAACUUAAUGUCUUUCUAGUAAGUAAGGAGUCUGCCAUUCAGGCUGUCAAAAAAA
Molecule: messenger RNA, 2563 nt
Organism: Cariama cristata (Red-legged seriema)
Lineage: Eukaryota; Metazoa; Chordata; Aves; Cariamiformes; Cariamidae
Gene: PPP4R3B
Product: SMEK homolog 2, suppressor of mek1 (Dictyostelium)
Exons: 15
Biological process (GO): DNA damage response; protein dephosphorylation
Cellular component (GO): protein phosphatase 4 complex; nucleoplasm
Molecular function (GO): protein phosphatase activator activity
Source: RefSeq, a predicted model, not a curated record